CCCGUCGCCGACUCUUCCUCUCUACCCUGCCGUCUUUUCCAAGGACGGUCCCAGGAGCCCUUCAAGCUGGCUCUUAGCGCAGGAGCAUCGGAGGCUGUGGCUUCCAAAAUGACCCAGCCAAACGCUAUCGAUGAGGAGGAUUACGACUAUGAGUCGCUCCCGCCCAACUUCUCGCUCAUCCAGAACAUGGCCGCCGGCGCCUUUGCUGGCAUCGCCGAGCACUGCGCCAUGUAUCCCAUCGAUGCUGUUAAGACCCGUAUGCAAAUUGUGAACUCGAACCCUUCCGCGGUCUAUCAUGGCGUCAUCCAGAGCACCUAUCGAAUUGCUUCGACCGAGGGCAUCUUCAGCUUGUGGCGCGGCAUGUCCAGCGUCAUUGCCGGAGCCGGCCCUGCGCACGCCGUUUACUUUGCGACUUACGAAGCGGUCAAGCACUUGAUGGGCGGUAACAAGGUUGGCGAGCAUCAUUUUCUCGCUGCUGCCACUAGCGGUGCUUGCGCGACCAUCGCCAGUGAUGCCCUGAUGAACCCCUUCGAUGUGAUCAAGCAGCGCAUGCAGAUCCAGAACUCCGCCAAGAUGUACCGCUCCAUGCUCGACUGCGCCAAGUAUGUUUACCGGAACGAGGGUCUCGGGGCUUUCUACGUCUCGUACCCCACCACGCUGUCGAUGACCGUCCCUUUCACCGCGCUUCAGUUCCUAGCCUAUGAGUCGAUAUCAACCUCGAUGAACCCCACCAAGAAGUACGACCCAGCGACACACUGCCUUGCUGGCGCCGUAGCUGGCGGCUUCGCAGCCGCGCUUACGACGCCUAUGGAUGUGAUUAAGACCAUGUUGCAGACCAGAGGCGCGGCUCAGGACGCUGAGGUCAGAGCCGUGAACGGCUUUGUGGCGGGGUGUAAGCUGCUGUACAGGAGAGAGGGUGUCAAAGGCUUCUUCAAGGGCUUGAAGCCCAGAGUGUUGACCACCAUGCCGAGCACGGCCAUCUGCUGGUCGGCAUAUGAGGCGUCUAAGGCCUAUUUCAUUCACCAAAACAGCCAGUCAUGAGAUGCGGCUGACCUACGGAGCGGAAGCCAUUUGACAAGCCAGGAUCAGCAAAACUCGACAUCCUCGGAUAUUCAUGCACGGCGUUAGAGGAUAAAAGAAAGACGCUGCCUCCAUUCCAGCGUAUGGAGCCAAUCAGACGCGAGGUGGAGGAAGCCCAACACCACUCAAACUCGCUCACUUGCGGGGAUUAAAUGUUCAUUCAUUCGCCCUUGGCGUCCGUCUGACAACGGGCAAAUGCCUGGGCGCGUUGGCCACGAGGGCGCACUGCGGAACGGGGUACUCAGAGGCUAGGACGGGCACAAGGUGUCCUUCACCCUAGCCAGGAACAAUGGGGUUUUGCGCAAUACCAAGCGACUACAAGGAUACAAAGCAAAAACAAGGAACACCAAAUCCAAUUAUGUACGUAAUGUAACUUUGUUUCCUUGUCUUCUGUUGUUUUAUACU
Molecule: messenger RNA, 1485 nt
Organism: Neurospora tetrasperma FGSC 2508
Lineage: Eukaryota; Fungi; Ascomycota; Sordariomycetes; Sordariales; Sordariaceae
Exons: 8
Coding region: 109-1041 (310 amino acids)
Biological process (GO): iron import into the mitochondrion
Cellular component (GO): mitochondrial membrane
Molecular function (GO): ferrous iron transmembrane transporter activity
Source: RefSeq, a predicted model, not a curated record